Messenger RNA from Vigna angularis (adzuki bean), 1063 nucleotides. RefSeq lists its product as uncharacterized. Lineage: Eukaryota; Viridiplantae; Streptophyta; Magnoliopsida; Fabales; Fabaceae. Gene Ontology annotation, cellular component: cytoplasm. Bases 68 to 781 code for a protein of 237 amino acids. The transcript has 8 exons. The record is from RefSeq and is a predicted model, not a curated record. Gene Ontology annotation, molecular function: 5'-deoxynucleotidase activity.
CAAUCACAAUUACUUUCCCAAAAAUCUGGAGAGAAGCAAUCCAAAGUAAUUAGUUGGCGAGAGUGGAAUGCGAUUCCCUCUUAUAUCCCGUGCUCCCGUUCCUUUUCUUUCUGCUACCUUCUUUAAAUUCAAAUCUGCAUUUUCUUGCACUAGGGUUUGUCACAUGGCUGCUUCACCUUCCGACGACGCGGUUCGCAAUGGCGCUUCUUCUGCUUCCUCCGUCAUUGACUUCCUUUCCCUCUGUCAAAGCCUCAAGACAACAAAGAGAACAGGGUGGUUACGAAAAGGUGUUAAGAAUCCAGAAUCUAUUGCUGAUCACAUGUAUCGAAUGGGUUUGAUGGCUUUAAUUGCACCAGAUGUUCCCGGUUUUGACCGAAACAAGUGCAUUAAAUUGGCUAUUGUUCAUGACAUCGCAGAAGCAAUUGUUGGAGACAUAACGCCAAUGGAUGGCGUGUCUAAAAAGGAAAAAACUUAUCUUGAAAAAACAGCAUUAGAUCAAAUGUGUAAAGUACUUGGAGGAGGAUCUGCAGCGACGGAAAUAACUGAGUUGUGGAUGGAGUAUGAAUCAAAUUUUUCUCUAGAAGCUAAAUUCGUCAAGGACCUUGACAAGGUUGAGAUGAUACUCCAAGCUUUGGAAUACGAAGAUGGGCAGGGAAAAAAUUUGGAAGAAUUUUUCCGGUCAACUGCUGGGAAGUUCCAGACUGAAACUGGCAAAGCUUGGGCAUCAGAGAUAGUAUCGAGAAGGAAGAAUCCGUUCUCCAUUACGGAUCGUCCUGUGUAGAUAAGAGGUUGUAUUUGGUUUGUUGCGAGUCUUCUGUUCUUUUGUUCACUUGGCAAGAAAGAUGAGUAAUAGGGGUUCUGCAUAGUAUGACUGCAGACCACCUAAUAAGUUGAAGCUUUUCAUGAAGCAACAAAUGGUUAAUUUCCCUUGGAAAUUUAGUGUCUCAGUAUAAUCAAAUUUGUUCAACUGUCUUUAUGGUUUAGGAAACGAAUAUGCAAUGAAGCCCUUGCGCUUAUAGGGCAGCUACAACUAAAAUAAAAAAGGCUGUUUUUUUUCCUGCAA